Messenger RNA from Oldenlandia corymbosa var. corymbosa, 2811 nucleotides. The record is from the annotation of a GenBank genome assembly. NCBI's taxonomy places the organism in Eukaryota, Viridiplantae, Streptophyta, Magnoliopsida, Gentianales, Rubiaceae.
AUGCAAAGUAUGCGCGUGGCUUGCACGUGAUUUCCUCCUUGAAGGUCUGUUCCUCAACCAAAACUUCUAAAGCAAUCGUCAAACCCUAUCUACCUUUUCGCAUUCUUCUUUACUUUGCAUAUUUGCUCCCCUUUCGAAACCCUAACCUUUCACGUCAAUCUUCGAAUCUUCGUCUAUUUUGGGCUUUUCUCAUGAAAUUCAACGAGUUUUCCAUAUCAAUGGUUGGAAGCAACAUCAGUCGCAGCUCAAUUUGAUGUUUUGUUCAGAAAGCAAGACGUAGGAUUUGUUGUUUAUUCUGUUUCUGCAUUGAUGGAGGGCUCUGUGGUGGAUUCGGAUGCCGGAGCUCCGCCAGAGUCAUGGGAGGUUGCCGACUUGGAUGCUAGUGUGCGCCGUCUCAUGCUUUCGUCAUCCAAGAAGGAGUCGAAUAAUUCUUUAGCUUCAUCUUCGUCUGCGAAUGACAUCGUUAACGGUCAAUCUGAGCCCGGUGAUGCGCCUGCUUCAAAUUCAGCUGUAUCCUUGGCGAAUUCCGGUGGGGGACCAUCCGAGGAUUUGAUAAAUUCAGUGGAUCAGUUUCUUCGGGAGGCUUUACAAAACCCUCGCGAGCGGCUUUCCGUUCUACGAAUGGAGCAGGAUGUCGAGAAGUUUAUCCGUGAUCCGAGCAGACAACAAAUGGAGUUCCAACAGCUUCCUACAUCCUAUUUACGAUUGGCUGCGCAUCGCGUUGCUCAACAUUACUCAUUGCAAUCAAUGGUUCUGUUGGACAACAGUCUACCAGAUGGAUCUGGUUCCAGAAUCAUUGUACGUAAGGCUGCUGAUUGCCGGGUUCCUUUGAUUCGCUUAGCUGACAUACCUUUAAAUCUGCCAUCAGAAGAUAGUGGUGCUGUUAAGGUUGCGAUUAAGCAGAGGCCGCAGAAAGGUUCCAUGACUAUGAGUGGCUCAGAUUCGCAUUUGUCAAAGAGCAACAGUUUGAAAAGUGUCGAGGAAAGGAAAGAAGAAUACAACAAGGCCCGGGCUCGGAUAUUUAACUCCAAUAGUUUCAGUGGAGUUUCCAGUGGCAGAGGAGAAAGUGAGCCUAGGAAACAGGAUACUUCUCAUCAGGUUCUGCGAGCAGUAUCAAAGACAGAAGAGAAAUCUAUAUCAGUAGGGGCACAACCUGAGCCGAAUGUCAGUAGAGUUGUUACGGAGUCUGUGCCUGGUAGUAGCAGUAGACCAGCUAGGAAUAAGACUGAAAAGGAACCAGUCGGUAGAUCUAAAGGUUCUAAUAAUAGGGUGGCUAUCUUCCGGGAUCGUGAAAUUGAUCGCAAGGAUCCCGAUUAUGAUAGGAGCUAUGACAGGUACGUGCAGAGGUUUGAUCCUGGAUUUGGAUUCAGUGGAGGAGGAUAUGCCAUUCAGCCCAUGUACACACCUGCAGUAAAUUACAAUACUGAAUUCCCACAACUUGGCUCUGCUCGAAGGCCACCUAUAUCGACUGAACACCAACCCCAGCCACUUCCUCAGCAUCUACCUGGACCCUGGACUGCUCCAUCAACUCCAGCUGGUAUUGGGUAUGGUCUACCCGAGACAAUGAUGACACCGUUCAGUCCCAAUCAUGUUGGUGCCCGUUCUAAUUCAGCUCUAUAUUUGCACACUGCACAAUAUCCCUUUCAGCAUCCUGGGAUGCCAUUCAUUCAUCCUCAUGAGCAGGCUCACCAAUCCUUUGCUCAGUCUCAUCAACCGCAACCUGAUGCAACAUUUGGAUUAGCCCGGCCCCGUUGAGGGGCAUGGGCCAUGCCUGCACCUUGUCACAAGUAUUGUGGAGAGGGGUGCUGCAGCAGCACAUCAUGUCACUUCUGGCGAGGAUGCAGGCAUAGGCAGCCGAGGCAUACUGGAUUGAACAGGUUGAGAUAACGACCCUGUUUAUUCCAUUGUAGAGUUCUCGGUUUGCAUUAGGGCCACAUUAAUGAUGGGGCUCACUGUUCUGGCAAGCUCAUCACUUCAAUGCUUUUGAGUGCUGUGUUUGCGAACUAUGAUGACGAACAAUGAAAGUUGGGGUAGAAUUCUCGGAGCUCUAUACUUUUGCUCUUUGCUGGCUAGGUAGAUUCUUAAUUCAUCUGACCUAUGUAUUAUAUUCAGUUGUGCAAUCAUCUUAAUUGUGGCUUUCCUUCUUUUCAAUGUAUUAUAGGGUCAUUAACAUGUAUGCGUGGUUGUGUUAGCAACAUUGCAAACCCCAAAGCUUGUUGGAGUUGGAGGUUGAGGACCAAGUAGAGAAUUUGCUUUUGGCAUGGGGAAAGCUCCAGAUGCAGACAUUUAGUUAUGGCCGCUGUCUUCAAUUAUUAUCCUUCAGAAUCUUAUGGAUAUAGAGUAUAGACUACUGUUAUUGUACAAAGCUUUUUAUUUUUGUAAAAGUAUUAUUUGGUUGCCGAAAUGCUUAUCUUAACUAUUAUCGCAUAUCAUUUCCAAAAAAAACCAAUAUCGCAUAUGGUUAAUUUUUCAGAGGCUGUCUAACCAAAAAAGAAGGGCCCUAGUGUUACUUUUUUUCUUGUUUAAAAAAGCCGCGGGUAAUUUGUUCAAAACAUACAGCUGUUGAGCCCCUUAAAAGUUCAACUAGGUGACUGGUAGAGCCAGAAAGAUGAACUUCACUAACAUUCAUUUUGAACUGAUUUAAUUUUGCGAAUUUGGUUCUGCUUUCAUUAAAGUCUAAAACUGAUGUUUGGUUUAUCCAGUUUGAAUACAUAAUCACUGACUAUUGGAAUUGGUGUCGAUAGACUAAUGGAAUUGAUAGUAUUAAAGCUGAAUUGGUGUCGAUAGACUAAUGGAAUUGAUAGUAUUAAA